Molecule: messenger RNA, 5819 nt
Organism: Xenopus laevis (African clawed frog)
Lineage: Eukaryota; Metazoa; Chordata; Amphibia; Anura; Pipidae
Gene: sec24c.L
Product: SEC24 homolog C, COPII coat complex component L homeolog
Exons: 25
Coding region: 187-3714 (1175 amino acids)
Biological process (GO): COPII-coated vesicle cargo loading; endoplasmic reticulum to Golgi vesicle-mediated transport; intracellular protein transport
Cellular component (GO): endoplasmic reticulum exit site; cytosol; ER to Golgi transport vesicle membrane
Molecular function (GO): zinc ion binding; SNARE binding
Source: RefSeq, a predicted model, not a curated record
GGACUGCCUUACCUGUCUGGGAGGAGUGAGGACGUGGCAGAAUUUGAGACGCUGCCCUCCUCCUAUGCGAACAAGUACGUCAUUUCCCGUCGGAACCAGACCGAAGCUUUCGGAGAGCGGACAGGGAAGUGAGUUGAAACGAAGCCGGGAUUGAGGCGGUAAUACCAGAGUGGGGAUGUACACAAGAUGAACGUAAACCAGCAGUCACAUCUUCCCACUUCUUACAUGCAGCCCCAGCCAGGAGGUUACCAACAGCCUAAUUAUGCAGGUCAGCAAAUGCCUGGAGGCCCUCAGUAUCCUGGCUACAAUGGAUCCUUGCAGGGGUAUUCACAACAUGCUCCUACUUCACAAGGUUUUCUUUCUAGCUCAGGGUUCCCAAUAAAAGGGUCCCCUGAUUCUUUUACCUCUGGCACUUCUUCCCCUGUUACUUCUGACUAUCUAGGUCACGUUGGAGUGCCGCCAGUAUCUGCUGCACCUACAAUAGCAGGGCAGUCUCUUCCAGCUGAACAGCAGCAGUACACUCAUUAUGGCCAGGGAGACAUACAAAAUGGGCCAACGUCGGGAGCCAAUCAGAUGCAAAGACCUCCAAUGACAAUGCGAUAUAUGCAACCAGGUACAGGACCACAAGCAGCUAGUUUUCAGCCAUAUACUCCAUCCUCCACUGGUACACAGCAACAGCAACUGACCAAUCAAAUGAUGGGAAUGCACAUUGGCAACCCGGCAGCAUCAGCACAAACGUCAUCAACAACAAUUUAUGGUGGUCAGAAUCCUCUUCAGCCCAGUUCAGGAAACUUUCCUACUGCUGGAUCUGGCUUUCAACCUUCAUAUUCCAAUAGCCAAGGUCAUCCUCCAAUAAAUUUGACACAAGGAAUGCCUCCUACUAGUCUGCCUCAAAGUCAGCCUCCACAUCAGCGUUUUGCCAGUGGGCCACCUCCACAGAACCUUCCUUCUUCACAAGCUCCAGCUUUUCCCCCUCCUUCGGCUGCUCAAGUACCAAGUUAUGUCUCCUCUUCAGGGGGUCCUUUGCAGGGGCAGAUUGUACCCGCACCCCCGUUAUCUCAUCCAAACCAUGCUCCCCCUACACAAGCUCAACCACCAAUGCCUGGAGUUCCACUAAUGCCAACAAUGAGUGGUCCUCAGGGGCCACCUCCUCAUAUGCCAUCCAGUCAGGAUGGGUUUCCUCCUCAGCAGAACGGUUCAUUUGGGCAGGUCAGGGGUCCUCAGCCAGGAUAUCCUAUGACUUACCCACGUGCUCCAAACUAUGGCACCCAACCAGGACCUCAAGGACCCCCUGCACCUCCACCCGCUGCACAAAAAAAACUGGACCCGGAUUCCAUUCCCAGUCCUCAAGCUAAUGAACUGCCAAGCCAGCAGAAAACAAGGCACAGAAUAGACCCAGAUGCAAUUCCUAGUCCAAUCCAGGUCAUUGAAGAUGACAAAAACAACAGAGGCUCUGAGCCUUUUAUUACUGGGCAAAGAGGUCAAGUUCCACCACUUGUAACUACAAAUGUCUUGGUCAAAGAUCAAGGGAAUGCAAGCCCCCGCUAUAUCAGAUGUACUUCCUACAACUUUCCUGUUAGUUCGGACAUGGCAAAACAGUCCCAGGUACCUCUGGCUGCCAUUAUUAAACCUUUGGCAACUCUUCCACCAGAUGAGGUGCCUGCUUGCUUAAUUGAUCAUGGAGAGACUGGUCCCAUUCGUUGUAAUAGAUGCAAGGCCUACAUGUGCCCCUUUAUGCAGUUCAUCGAAGGUGGGAGGAGAUUUCAGUGCUGCUUUUGCAGUUGUGUUACUGAAGUGCCAGCUCAUUACUUCCAGCACUUGGAUCACACAGGCAGAAGGGUAGACUGUUAUGAGAGGCCAGAACUAUCUAUGGGUUCUUACGAGUUUACAGCAACUGUUGACUACUGUAAGAAUAACAAGAUACCCAAUCCUCCUGCGUUCAUCUUUAUGAUUGAUGUAUCAUACAAUGCUGUAAAGAGUGGCUUAGUGGCAUUAGUUUGUGAAGAACUAAAGCAACUUGUGGAUUAUUUACCACGGGAAGGCAACAUGGAAGAAUCCAUAAUCCGGGUGGGUUUUGUGACCUACAACAAAGUCCUCCACUUUUAUAAUGUGAAAAGCACUCUGGCUCAGCCACAAAUGAUGGUGGUGUCAGAUGUGUCCGAUAUGUUUGUUCCGCUGCUGGAUGGUUUUCUUGUGAACGUGAAUGAAUCUAGACCAGUUAUCACCAGCUUGUUAGAUCAGAUUCCUGAAUUAUUUGCUGACACAAGAGAAACAGAGACUGUGUUUGCCCCUGUUAUUCAAGCUGGUUUAGAAGCACUGAAGGCAGCAGAUUGUGCUGGAAAACUGUUCAUUUUUCAUACAACGCUACCUAUUGCGGAAGCCCCUGGAAAACUUAAGAACAGAGAUGAUAAAAAGCUGAUCAACACAGACAAAGAAAAGAUAUUGUUCCAACCUCAAACAAAUUUCUACAACAACUUAUCCAAGGAUUGUGUUGCCCAGGGCUGUUGUGUAGACUUAUUUCUGUUUCCUAAUCAGUUUCUGGAUGUAGCCACCCUUGGUGUAGUCCCAUUCCAAACAGGUGGUUCUGUUUACAAAUACACUUACUUCCAGCCGGAAACUGAUCAAGAACGAUUUUUAAAUGACCUGCGAAGGGAUGUACAGAAAGAAGUUGGAUUUGAUGCAGUGAUGAGAGUGAGAACUAGUACUGGCAUCCGGGCCACAGACUUCUUUGGUGCUUUUUAUAUGAGCAACACGACUGAUGUGGAAUUGGCUGGACUGGAUUGUGAUAAAACAAUAACAGUGGAAUUCAAACAUGAUGAUAAAUUGAAUGAAGAAACUGGCGCCCUUAUUCAGUGUGCUGUACUUUACACAAGCUGUGGGGGGCAGCGUAGACUUCGUGUUCACAACAUGGCUCUAAAUUGUUGUACCCAAUUAGCUGAUCUUUACCGUAAUUGCGAAACUGACAGUCUUAUCAACUACUUUGCAAAGCUGGCUUUUCGGGGAGUCCUGAGCAACCCAAUAAAGGCUGUAAGAGACACCCUGAUCAAUCAAUGUGCUCAGAUCUUAGCCUGCUAUCGCAAAAAUUGUGCAAGUCCAUCUUCUGCUGGGCAGCUUAUACUCCCAGAAUGCAUGAAACUACUUCCUGUUUACCUAAACUGCGUUCUUAAAAGUGAUGUGCUGCAACCAGGAGCUGAGGUGACCACAGACGACCGGGCUUAUAUCCGCCAGCUUGUUUCUUCCAUGGAUGUUGCAGAUUCAAAUGUGUUUUUUUAUCCUCGGCUGCUGCCCUUAUCAAAAAUGGACCCUUCCAAUGAUUGCUUACCUGUAUCCAUCCGUUCAUCAGAGGAGCGUCUUUCUAAGGGUGAAGUGUAUCUCCUAGAGAAUGGUCUGAAUUUGUUCAUAUGGGUUGGGGCAAAUAUACAACAGUCGUUGAUCCAGAACCUGUUUGAUGUAUCUUCCUUCAGUCAGAUAGACUGUAGCAUGAGUGCACUGCCAGUUCUAGAUAAUCCAAUUUCAAAUAAAAUACGGGGUAUUAUAACAAUGUUCAGAGCACAGAGGCCUCGUUAUAUGAAGCUGAUUAUUGUGAAACAGGAUGACAAGAUUGAGUUGCUCUUCAAAAACUUGUUGGUAGAAGACAAGACCAUGAAUGGAGGUGCUUCAUAUGUAGAUUUCCUAUGCCACAUGCACAAGGAAAUCCGACAACUUCUAAGUUAAAAACAAAAAGAACCAGCUGUGUGCUCUUAGACAUGUGAUAUUUCACUAACCACCUUGGUCUGUUAACUUUGCUCCUACAACCAGGACAGCGGCAGUUUAUUUUUUCCCUCUUCCACUUUACUAUCAAAAUCAAUAAACCCUUCUGUAAAAGGCCACUUUUAGAAAGAAGUGGGAAGUUAAAAACAAAGUCACAAAAGGCCAGAGGGAGUAUUUAAGGAGAUGGUGAAAACACCUAGGAAGGAGUCCAAACACCAAAAUUCACAGUGAAUGUAGUGUCUCGACUUGGAAGAAAUAAUUGUUAAAAUACACUGGUAAUUGCUAAAUAGCUUUGUCUGCCUUUCCCAAAUGAUAGCUAUGCUCGUGACGGCACAAGUGAACUAGAUGGCUAAAUGUAUAAAGAUAUCGACAGUACAUCAUUUUGAAGUUGUGCCUGGCAAUAUAAACUGUAACCCCCACCCUUACACCCAUGUUUUUGUUUUUUAAUCUGCCUGUCACAGUAUGAGAACAGCUAAUGAAGUACUCUACUGUUAUAGAAAAUUGCCAUACUGUUAAAGCUGCGCAAAGAAAGCAACAUCCUGGGCGCUGAAGGUGUAACCAAGCUUAAAAUGAUUGUUCCUAUACAAAAUGAUAUACCCCUUUUAAAGAUGGCACCUAGCAACACUUUAUUUUUCUAUAAAGAAUUAAAUCAUCCACCUUAAAUUUUCUUCUGUAUUUUGAACAUUUGUUCUUGUUGAAAACUGGUUCUGUGCUUCUUUUAAUAUUGUUGCCUAUUAGCGGUCCUCUUGUGGUACAGGCAGAGGAUCCUCUGUCUUAUAAGCAAAGUCUGAUAUGCAAUGUACUGGGAGGGCUAGUUUGUUUUGUAUUUUUUAAGCUGAAUAGCUUUUACUGUGGCUUAUCCAACUAGUUUUUGUCUGGGUUCAUGAGGCAAAUAUCUGCUUUCAACAAGAAAUUCUGAAUUUUCUGGCAAAAUCUCUACUAUUAUUUAUAACUCAAUGAAGCUACUAAAGCCUGUGUUCAUACCGGCCUACACACUCAUCUGCUGUUAAAGCAUUUAACACUCUUAAAAAGUCCAACUAAUCAGUUUUUCUUUUGUGCAGAUAGUGAAAACACCAAAUAAGGGAGUUUAUGUAGCGUUCUGUGUUCUUUAUGUUGGAAAUAGUUUAGUUUUGUUAUAGUGGUAAGUAAGACAUAGCCAAGCCGAAAGACAUCAAGCCCAAACACAGUCAUUAUAUGUUGUGAAGAAUCAGUUGAAGUGAAAAGGUGUGUGCUGUCCCUAUGUACCACGUGUCCCUGCAAAACGUCAUUUUAUUUCCGCUAUUCUUCUGUAUUUAUUAUACAUAAGCUUUGUAACCUAUUGACCUUCAGGAUAACGCGCCUCUGCAAUUUUUACAUGGCAAAGAUUACAAGCUCUGAAGAUAUUUUGGACCUGCACUCAAGACUUAAGACUUUUUCUUUUAUUUCUAUAUUUGUGUGUGUGUUUUUUUUCUUUCCUUUUGAGACUGGUAAAAAUGAAGAUUUAUGAACAAAAGUUUGACUUAUAUGCACUUGACUUUGUAAUGCGCGUAGAAAUCAUUUUAUAGGAGACCUCAUUUACAUUGUGGAGGGGUGGUAUAAUAUUUAUAUGCUCGCCUUGCAUAGCUCAUUGGAUCACAACAGAAUUUCCUUCACCUCGGAAGCAUAUGUGGCACUUUUAGAUAAUGUGGCUGUCUAGUAAACUCACUUUGUAGCAUUACAUCCUCCUAGUUUAUAUUCAAUGGCCCCUCCCUCUCCUGUGUGUCACAUUGCAGAAAGGGAAGGACAAUGAUUUCUGAGACAGUUUGUUCAACCUCAGAUUGAGAACCUUCAGUGUGAUGUGGUUUUCUGUUUAUAUUUUUUUUGCUCAUUCAGCCCCAAUGCAGAUUUCCUAACAAUUUUCAGUAUUUUCUCUCAAGCAAAGAAAACUUCACAAAACGGAGGCCUUAGCAGCCUUAUACACUAAUGCUUCGUAUUAACUGCUUUGAUCCAAACAGGGAACUGAUUAUAAAUUAUAUACAUAUUCUUUUCUUCAUUGUGUUUGUUUUCCAAGUCAUAUUUUAAUUUGUAAAGAAAUAAAUGAAAUAAAUGCA